Molecule: messenger RNA, 2449 nt
Organism: Mizuhopecten yessoensis (Yesso scallop)
Lineage: Eukaryota; Metazoa; Mollusca; Bivalvia; Pectinida; Pectinidae
Product: glucose dehydrogenase [FAD, quinone]-like
Exons: 12
Coding region: 278-2329 (683 amino acids)
Molecular function (GO): flavin adenine dinucleotide binding; oxidoreductase activity, acting on CH-OH group of donors
Source: RefSeq, a predicted model, not a curated record
AUCCUUACACGUAGUGCUUUUAAAUUAAUUGCGAUCAAGUAGCUUUACUGAGGUUGAAUGUGUUCAUAGAUUUUUGACAUUACUCGAACAUAAAUCACGUGAUUGUCAAUCACUCAGAGGAAAUGAAAAGCCGUACGUGAGAUUCUCCAGUGCCGGGCGACUACUAAUUAUCUCUACUGCCCUUACUGAGGACCGCUUCUAUUGAUUUCGGUACACCGCGACAGCCACUCCGGCAGAAAAAAGGUCAUACCAACAGUAACAGGCACCACAUCCAAACAUGUUUUGGAUUCUAGCAGUGUUACUGAGUCUUGCAGCAGCCGACACGCCCAACAAAGAUGGGAAAUGCAAACAGAAGCUUGCCAAUCAAUAUGAUUAUAUCAUAGUUGGCGCUGGAACUGCCGGAUGUGUGUUGGCUAAUCGUCUGUCAGAACAUCCGUUCCACAAUGUAUUGCUGAUAGAAGCCGGCGGAUCUGACAGGGACCGGCCGGAAACAACUCUCAUAGAUACACCUGCCUUAGUGGCGGACCUAUGGAAUUCCGAUGUGUCAUGGCGGUACAGCAGCGAACCCCAGUCCAGUGCUGGGUUCGGCCUUAAUGGAAAUAGGCUGAAUCUCCCUCGUGGAAAGGUGAUAGGCGGAACAAUGGCGAUCAACACAAUGGUUUACCAGCGAGGUAGCCCUGAAAUCUACAACCAAUGGGCGAAAAAAGGCGCACAUGGCUGGAGCUAUAAUGAGGUUGAACAGUACUUUGAGAGGAUGGAAGAUGUACGACUAAACGAACCCUACAACAAAGCAAAACGGGGAACCUGUGGUCCUAUGCGAGUUUCACAGAAUAAAAUAACAAUCUUCCGAGACCUCUUUGGAAAUGCAUCGCUAGCCCUCGGAUACAAACGAAUGUCCUGUAACGAAGGAGUUGACGAGGGUUUCUGUGCCCUACAAAUAAAUACAAAAUCUGGAGAGAGAUGGAACACAGCCAAGGCGUACUUGGCUCCAGUCAUGGGACGAAAAAACCUACAUGUCCUUACCGACACUACAGUGGCCAAGGUACUGCUCUAUCAGGGUACAGCUGUUGGGGUGGAGUUUCGGUCCUCAGAGGGCAAGACAAAACGUGUAUUUACAAGGAAGGAAGUUAUCAUAAGCGCUGGCGUUUUUAACACUCCGAAGUUGCUUUUGCUGUCGGGCAUUGGCCCCCGGGAACACUUAAAACAGCUAGAGAUUCCAGUGAUGUCAAAUGUUCCUGUGGGAUUGGAUUUGAAGGAACUACCAGUGGUACCAUUACGAAUAUUUUUGAAUAUCCCAUCAUUCACUCCAGAAUUGCUUGUUCGACCAGAACACACACUGGCCUACAUAACGAACAGAACAGGUUUGCUGUCUGAAGUAUCCCCGAAAGAAGGGUUGCUGUUCGCCAAGACGUCACUUGACACCCCAGACUGGCCGGACAUCAAUCUUUAUUUCAUCAGCACACUGUUUGACCGUCUUCCUGAGAUUCUUCGAAGCUGGAACAUCAAAGAAAAUUUAAUCAAUACGUGGUUUCGUGAAGGUUUGGGACGUGAAGGUAUUCAGAUUAUGGCUCAACUGAUACACCCACUCAGUCGAGGUAGAGUUACACUGAAGAGCGAUGAUCCUAUGGACCCGCCCCUUAUAGAUCCAGGAUUUCUGACAGACAUUAGGGAUGUUAGGGAAUUAAUAAAAGCUGUACGGUUAAUCAACGAACUUGUAAACACGGAGUAUUUAAAAAAGGCUGGAGCGACAAUGGAUGCCCCUUUCCCCGAAUGUAACCAAUUUACUUUCAACACUACGGACUACUGGGAGUGUUACAUACGAUACUUUGCUAUCGCUAACUUCCACGGGACUGGUACUGUUAAAAUGGGGAGUGUCAAAGACAAUGCAGCUGUUCUUGACCCAGAACUCAGAGUCAAGGGUAUCCAUGGUCUUAGAGUGGUAGGCUCGAGCGCAAUGCCUGAACCUACGGAAGACCAAACCGCUGCGGUUAUCAUGAUGGCAGAGAGGGCGUCUGAUUUAAUUAAAUUGGCAGCAGGAGUUCCGGUAGGAGACGUUCCAAUGAUUCCCCGUCGAAUGCCCCGCAAUAAUCCAAGACUACCUCGCCCGUCUGGUCCUCCAAGAAACCAGCAUCGUCCUCACAAUUUGCCAAUGAAAAACGCACCGGUAGUGAUCCAGGAAGAUGGACACCUCUCCACUCCAUUAUCACAACACGUUGAACCUCAGAAUACUCCGCCAAGUCCGUCAGGAGCACUUAUUAGUUCUUCAAACCAACAGUCACCAAUCGAUCAUACCUCACUUCAUAAACCAUUGGGACCUCUAACACUUUAAUGUGUUUACAUCGUAUUCAAUUAAAAUUCGAGCGACUCUUCUUUGAAAAGCAUAUAACAUGACGUGUUACUUAAAUAAACAUAUUUAUUAUUCUUAUAAUUUUUUUCCUCCUUUUUUUAA